CACUUAACCGACUGAGCCAUCCAGGCGCCCCUGCAAUAUUCUUUUAGAGACCAGUUUGUAUCAGCACUACAGUGAAUACUGAAGGGAUAUCGGGAGAACUUCAAACACAGGAGAUAGAGAAUCAAAAUUCACUUGGAAUGAAGAUAUUCAAUAGAUUCAAUUAUAAUAGGCACUAACAAGCUUGUUGUUUCCCCUCAUUUACUUGUAGAAGAGAAUUCCUUCAAGAAGAUCAGGAACAAACAGAUCCAGAUUCUACUCUGUGCUUCCACAUCCCCACUUCUGCCUGAGAGUGAGACACCCUAGGAUCCAAGAACGCAGAAACACCCAGCCAAACCCACCUCCACCAUGGGGGCCGUGGUGAUGCUGGCGGGUAUCUUCUUAGCUUUGCUCACCCUCACCACCGAGGGCGGGGUCCUCAAGAAAGUCAUCCGGCACAAGCGACAGAGUGGGGUGAACGUCACUCUGCCCGAGGAACACCAGCCGGUGGUGUUUAACCACGUCUACAACAUCAAGCUGCCUGUAGGUUCCCAGUGCUCGGUGGAUCUAGAAUCAGCUAACGGGGAGAAAGACCUGGCCCCGCCGCCAUUCGAGCCCAGCGAAAGCUUCCAGGAGCACACAGUAGACGGGGACAACCAGAUCGUCUUCACACACCGCAUCAACAUCCCCCGGCGGGCCUGUGGCUGUGCCGCGGCUCCUGAUGUCAAGGAGCUUCUGAGCAGACUGGAGGAGCUGGAGAAUACGGUGUCUUCCCUGCGGGAGCUGUGCACCGCCGGAGCCGGCUGCUGCCUCCAGCCAGCCGAAGGCCGCCUGGACACCAGGCCCUUCUGCAGUGGCCACGGGAACUUCAGCACCGAAGGAUGCGGCUGUGUUUGCGAGCCCGGCUGGAAAGGCCCCAACUGCUCUGAGCCUGAAUGUCCAGGCAACUGUCACCUGCGGGGCCAGUGCCUUGACGGGCAGUGCGUCUGCGAGGAGGGCUUCACGGGAGAGGACUGCAGCCAGCUGGCCUGUCCCAGUGACUGCAACGACCAGGGGAAGUGCGUCAGCGGCGUGUGUGUGUGCUUCGAAGGCUACACGGGGGCCGACUGCAGCCAGGAGGUGUGCCCGGUGCCGUGCAGCGAGGAGCACGGCCGGUGCGUGGACGGCCGGUGCGUGUGCCACGACGGCUUUGCGGGCGACGACUGCAACGAGCCGCUGUGCCUCAACAACUGCUACAACCGCGGCCGGUGCGUGGAGAACGAGUGCGUCUGCGACGAGGGCUUCACGGGCGAGGACUGCGGCGAGCUCAUCUGCCCCAACGACUGCUUCGACAGGGGCCGCUGUGUCAACGGCACCUGCUACUGUGAGCAGGGCUUCUCGGGCGAGGACUGCGGCCAGCUCAGCUGCCCCAACGCCUGCACCGGCCGGGGCCGCUGCGAGCAGGGCCAGUGCGUGUGCGAGCCGGGCUUCGCCGGGGCCGACUGCAGCGAGAAGAGGUGUCCCGCCGACUGUCACCACCGCGGCCGCUGCGUCGACGGGCGGUGUGAGUGUGAUGACGGCUACACGGGCGCCGACUGCGGCGAGCUCAGGUGUCCCAACGGCUGCAGCGGCCACGGCCGCUGCGUCAACGGGCAGUGCGUGUGCGACGAGGGCCACACGGGGGAGGACUGCGGCCAGCGGCGGUGCCCCAACGACUGUCACAGCCGGGGCCGCUGCGUGCAGGGCGAGUGUGUGUGUGAGCACGGCUUCCAGGGCUCCGACUGCAGUGAGAUGAGCUGUCCCAACGACUGCCACCGGCACGGCCGCUGCGUGAACGGCAUGUGCGUCUGUGACGACGGCUACACGGGCGAAGACUGCCGCGACCUGCGCUGCCCCAGGGACUGCAGCCACCGGGGCCGCUGCGUGGACGGACGGUGCGAGUGCGAGCACGGCUUCACGGGCCCCGACUGCGCGGAGCUCGCGUGCCCGGGCAACUGCCACGGCCAAGGCCGCUGCGUCAACGGGCAGUGCGUGUGCCACGAAGGCUUCAUGGGCACGGCCUGCAAGGAGCGGAGGUGUCCCGAAGACUGUCAUGGCCGGGGCCGCUGCGAGGACGGGCAGUGCGUGUGCCAGGAGGGCUUCGAGGGCCCGGACUGCGGGCAGCGCUCCUGCCCCAACGACUGCAGCGGCUGGGGGCAGUGCGUGGAGGGCCGCUGCAUCUGCAGCGACGGCCAUGCCGGGGAGGACUGCUCCGAGGUGCCCCCUCCCAAAGACCUGGUUGUGACAGAAGUGACAGAGGAGACCGUGAACCUGGCUUGGGACAAUGAGAUGCGGGUCACCGAGUACCUCGUCGUGUACACACCCACCCACGAGGAUGGCCUGGAAAUGCAGUUCCGAGUGCCCGGGGACCAGACGUCCACCACCAUUCGGGAGUUGGAGCCUGGCGUGGAGUACUUUAUCCGUGUGUUCGCCAUCCUGGAAAACAAGAAGAGCAUUCCCGUCAGCGCCAGGGUGGCCACUUACUUGCCUGCACCUGAAGGCCUAAAGUUCAAGUCCAUCAAGGAGACAUCUGUGGAGGUGGAGUGGGAUCCUCUGGACAUUGCUUUUGAGACAUGGGAGAUCAUCUUCCGGAAUAUGAAUAAAGAAGAUGAGGGAGAGAUCACCAAAAGCCUGAGGAGACCAGAGACCACAUACCAGCAAACUGGCCUUGCUCCUGGGCAAGAGUAUGAGAUCUCUCUGCACAUCGUGAAAAACAAUACCCGGGGCCCAGGCCUGAAGAGGGUAACCACUACCCGUUUGGAUGCCCCCAGCCAGAUCGAGGUGAAAGAUGUCACAGACACCACUGCUCUGAUCACUUGGUUCAAGCCCCUGGCCGAGAUUGACGGCAUCGAGCUCUCCUAUGGAAUCAAAGAUGUGCCGGGCGACCGCACCACCAUUGACCUCACACACGAUGAGAACCAAUAUUCCAUCGGGAAUCUGAAACCAGACACGGAGUAUGAGGUGUCCCUCAUCUCCCGCAGGGGUGACAUGUCCAGCAACCCUGCCAAAGAGACCUUCACAACAGGCCUGGAUGCUCCCAGGAAUCUCCGUCGCGUCUCCCAGACGGACAACAGCAUCACCCUGGAAUGGAGGAACGGCAAGGCAGCUGUUGACAGUUACAGAAUUAAGUAUGCACCCAUCUCUGGAGGUGACCAUGCCGAGGUCGAAGUGCCAAGGAGCCCGCAAACCACAACCAAAACCACGCUCACGGGUCUGAGGCCGGGAACUGAAUAUGGGAUUGGAGUGUCUGCUGUGAAGGGCGACAAGGAGAGCGACCCGGCCACCAUCAAUGUGGCCACAGACAUGGAUGCACCCAAGGACCUCCGGGUCUCUGAAACCACGGAGACCAACCUGACCCUGCUCUGGAGGAAGCCUUCGGCCAAGUUUGACCACUACCGCCUCAACUACAGCCUUCCCUCGGGGCAGCCUGUGCAGGUACAGCUUCCGAGAGACACCACAUCCCACGUCCUGAGAGGCCUGGUACCGGGGCAGGAGUACACCAUCCUCCUCACGGCGGAGAAGGGCAGGCACAAGAGCAAGCCCGCGCGGGUGAAGGCGUCCACAGACCAUGCCCCUGAACUGGAAAACCUUACCGUGACCGAGGUUGGCUGGAAUGGCCUCAGACUCAACUGGACCGCAGCUGACCAGGCCUAUGAGCACUUUGUCAUUCAGGUGCAGGAGGCCAGCAACAUGGAGGCAGCUCAGAACCUCACCGUGCCCGGCAGCCUGCGGGCUGUGGAUGUCCCGGGCCUCAAGGCUGCCACCCCUUAUAAAGUCACCAUCUACGGGGUGAUCGGGGGCUAUAGAACACCAGUGCUCUCUGCUGAGGCCUCCACAGGGGAAACUCCCCAUUUGGGAGAGAUCAUGGUGUCCGAGGUGGGCUGGGACGCCCUCAAACUCAGCUGGACUGCUCCAGAAGGAGCCUAUGAACAGUUUUUCGUUCAGGUGCAGGAGACGGACACAGUAGAGGCAGCCCAGAACUUCACAGUCCCAGGAGGACUGAGGUCCGUGGACCUGCCCGGGCUCAAAGCAACCACUCAUUACAGCAUCACCAUCCGUGGGGUCACGCAGGACUUCAGCACGACUCCUCUCUCUGUUGAAGUCUUGACAGAGGAGGUUCCAGAUCUGGGAAACCUCACAGUGACCGAGGUUCGCUGGGAUGGCCUCAGCCUGGACUGGACGGCCCCCGAGGGGACCUAUGAGCAGUUUGUCGUUGCCGUCCGGGAGGCUGGCCAGGCUGAGGAAGCUCACAGUCUCACGGUUCCUGGCAGCCUGCGCUCCGUGGAGGUCCCAGGCCUCCGGGCCAGUACCCCUUACACGGUCACCCUGCGUGGCAAGGUCAGGGGCCGCAGCACUCGACCCAUUGUUGUGGAGGCCAUCACAGAGGAGCUCCCCCAGGUGGGGGACAUAGCUGUGACCGAGGUUGGCUGGAAUGGCCUCAGACUCAACUGGACCACAACUGACCAGGCCUAUGAGCACUUUGUCAUUCAGGUGCAGGAGGCGAACUGGGUGGAGACAGCUCAGAACCUCACCGUGCCGGGCAGCCUGCGGGCUGUGGACGUCCCAGGCCUCAAGGCUGCCACCCCUUAUAGAGUCACCAUCUAUGGGGUGAUUGGGGGCUAUAGAACACCAGUGCUCUCUGCUGAGGCCUCCACAGCCACAGAACCUGAAAUUGGAAACCUAACUGUUUCUGACAUAACUGCUGAGAGCUUCAAUCUCUCCUGGACAGCCACCGAUGGGGCCUUCGAGACCUUUACCAUUGAAAUUGUUGAUUCCAAUAGGUUUUUUGAGACUAUGGAAUAUAAUAUCUCUGGUGCUGAACGAACUGCCCACAUCUCAGGGCUACACCCUAAUAAUCAUUUUAUUGUCUACCUCUCGGGACUCGCUCCCAGCCUCUGGACCAAAACCAUCAGUGCCACAGCCACCACAGAAGCCGAGCCAGAAGUUGACAACCUUCUGGUUUCAGAUGCCACCCCAGACGGUUUCCGUCUGUCCUGGACAGCUGAUGAAGGGGUCUUCGACAGUUUUGUUCUCAAAAUCAGAGAUACCAAAAAGCAGUCUGAGCCAAUGGAAAUAACCCUACUUGCCCCCGAACGAACCAGGGACAUAACUGGCCUCAAAGAGGCCACUGAGUACGAAAUUGAACUCUAUGGAAUAAGCAGUGGAAGGCGGUCCCAACCAGUCAGUGCUAUGGCAACAACAGCCAUGGGCUCUCCGAAGGAAAUCAGUUUCUCAGACAUCACUGAAAACUCAGCCACUGUCAGCUGGAUGGCACCCUCUGCCCAGGUGGAGAGCUUCCGGAUCACCUAUGUCCCUGUUGGAGGAGGGACACCCUCAGUGGUAACUGUGGACGGAACCAAGACUCAGACCAGGCUGAUGAAGCUCUUGCCCGGAGCGGAGUACCUCGUCAGCGUCAUCGCCAUGAAGGGCUUCGAGGAAAGCGAACCGAUCUCAGGAUCCUUCACCACAGCCCUGGAUGGCCCAUCUGGCCUGGUGACAGCCAACAUCACUGACUCGGAAGCCUUGGCCAUGUGGCAGCCAGCCAUUGCCCCGGUGGACAGUUACGUCAUCUCCUACACAGGGGAGAGAGUGCCAGAAAUUACACGCACGGUGUCCGGGAACACAGUGGAGUAUGGUCUGACUGACCUCGAGCCUGCCACAGAAUACGUGCUGAGGAUCUUUGCAGAGAAAGGGCCUCAGAAGAGCUCAGUCAUCACAACCAGGUUCACAACAGACCUUGAUUCUCCAAGAGACUUGACUGCUACUGACGUUCAGUCGGAAACUGCUCUCCUCACCUGGAGGCCCCCCAGAGCAUCUGUCACCGGUUACCUAUUGGUGUAUGAAUCCGUGGAUGGUACAGUCAAGGAAGUCAUUGUGGGCCCAGAAACCACCUCCUAUAGCCUGGCGGAACUGAGCCCAUCUACCCACUACACAGCCAAGAUCCAGGCAUUGAAUGGGCCCCUGAGGAGCAAGCUGGUCCAGACCAUCUUUACCACAAUUGGACUCCUGUACCCAUUCCCCAAGGACUGCUCCCAAGCAAUGCUGAAUGGAGACACGACCUCUGGCCUCUACACCAUUUAUCUGAAUGGCGAUAAGGCGCAGGCUCUGGAAGUCUUCUGUGACAUGACCUCUGAUGGGGGUGGAUGGAUUGUGUUCCUGAGACGCAAGAAUGGACGUGAGGAUUUCUAUCGCAACUGGAAGGCCUAUGCCGCUGGGUUUGGGGACCGCAGAGAAGAAUUCUGGCUUGGGCUGGACAAUCUACACAAAAUCACAGCCCAAGGGCAGUAUGAGCUCCGGGUGGACCUGCGCGACCACGGGAAGACCGCCUACGCCGUUUACGACAGGUUCAGCGUGGGAGAUUCCAAGACCCGCUACAAGCUGAAGGUGGAGGGGUACAGCGGGACCGCAGGUGACUCCAUGGCUUACCACAACGGCAGGUCCUUCUCCACCUACGACAAGGACACGGACUCAGCCAUCACCAACUGUGCCCUGUCCUACAAGGGGGCUUUCUGGUAUAAGAACUGUCACCGUGUCAACCUGAUGGGAAGAUAUGGGGACAACAACCACAGUCAGGGUGUUAACUGGUUCCACUGGAAGGGCCACGAAUAUUCAAUCCAGUUUGCUGAGAUGAAGUUGAGACCCAGCAACUUCCGAAACCUCGAAGGCAGGCGCAAACGGGCGUAAGUUCCAGGGACAACUGGGUGAGAGAGGAGUAGGGCCCAGAGAAAGAAGCAAACUUUACCAAAGUAUCAACACAAUCAGUCCAACCAUCAAACCACGCCCAGGUAUUUGGCAGGAGUUACAGUUGACCGUGGAUCACUGAGGCCAAUGGCGGAAGCACCCGCCUCACCUACUCUGCGAGUAUUUCCUUCGCACCAAAGACAACGAUCUCCACAGGUUUCUGUUUUGUUGUUUGAAUCAG
This is a messenger RNA of Hyaena hyaena (striped hyena), 6916 nucleotides long. It is a transcript of the gene TNC, whose product is annotated as tenascin C. Bases 346 to 6678 code for a protein of 2110 amino acids. Gene Ontology annotation, molecular function: protein binding. The transcript is spliced from 26 exons. Lineage: Eukaryota; Metazoa; Chordata; Mammalia; Carnivora; Hyaenidae. The record is from RefSeq and is a predicted model, not a curated record.